UAUCCAGCGUAUACAAGUCAAAUAACUGAAACACAACUGAACGUUGGAUCCACAAGAGUUCUCUUUCCAGUUGGACAGUAGUUUGCUUUUUGGAAAAAAUACUUUUAAUUACACAUGCACUGUUGUUCCUGUUGGCCAGAAAAAAUGAUAAGAUUUCAAAUGUUAGGCUUUCUGAGUUUGGAUGACUAAAAGUGACGAAACGGAAAAUAGCCUUCUGAGGGAAAAAAAAGAACAGAUAAGACAAUUUGGGGUUCUCAACAUGCAAUUCUGACUUCAGCUGUUUUGCUCAGUAACAUCUGUGGAAUAUCUGGCUGGACGAAAGACCGUUAAAAUGCACACAAACAGGAGUUAUCUGGUUUUCUUUGGGUUGAACAUGUGCGGAGGGGACGAUGAUGACACUGUUGGUUCAACAAACCUGUCAGUGCGACUGGGGAGUCUAAACAACAUCUCCCUGAACUGCUGGCUUGAUCUCCUCUCCAAAGAGUCAGCUCCUGAACUGUACGGGGACAGCGCUAACUUGGCGGUGCGUGUAAUCAUUGCGCUGGUCUACUUGGUGGUCUGUGCACUCGGUCUUGUAGGUAACCUGCUGGCGCUGUUCCUUCUGCAUUCCCGCCACCGGAAGAACCACUCAUCCAUUGAUUGCUAUGUGAUGAGCCUGGCGCUCACCGACCUUCAGUUCGUCCUCACCCUGCCCUUCUGGGCGGUGGACACGGCUCUGGACUUCCGCUGGCCCUUCGGCAGGGUGAUGUGUAAGAUUGUCAGCUCUGUGACCACCAUGAACAUGUAUGCCAGCGUCUUCUUCCUGACCGCCAUGAGUGCAGCACGCUACUGCACCCUCGUCUCCUCUCUGAAGAUGAGAAGCCCCAAAAUGGCCGCCGUUCGUGCUAAGUGGACCAGCCUGGCUAUCUGGGUGGUAUCAGUGGUUGCCACGCUUCCCCAUGCAGUCUACUCAACCACAGUCCAGGUGUCUGCAGAUGAUGAGCUGUGUCUUGUCCGGUUCUCAGACUCAGAUUCAGGCCGCUGGGACCCUCAGGUUCUCCUGGGUCUCUACCAGAUUCAGAAGAUGCUGCUGGGAUUUGUAGUUCCCUUGGUAGUGAUCAGUGUGUGCUAUCUCCUCCUCCUGAGGUUCAUCCUCAGCCGCCGCGCCGUGGGUGGCGUACUCGGCAGGGACAUGAAGCGCCAGACCGAAGGGGAAAAGUGCCGUGACCAGCGGCGCUCCAAACUGACCCGCUCUGUCACCAUCGUGGUCCUGUCCUUUUUCCUUUGCUGGCUUCCGAACCAGGCACUGACCCUGUGGAGCGUGCUCAUCAAGUUUGACCAGGUUCCCUUCAAUAAGGCCUUCUACAAUGCCCAGGCCUACGCUUUCCCUCUGACUGUGUGUUUGGCUCAUACCAACAGCUGCCUGAACCCAGUGCUGUACUGUCUGAUCAGGCAGGAGUACCGGGCUGGCCUGAAGGAGCUGCUUGUCCGAGUGUCUCUGUCCAUCCGGAACUUUCUGACUCUGGCCCUGAGGGGGAGGAAAGUGGAGGAAAGCAUGCCGGGUAUGGUCAUUGUCCACGAGGAUAUCAACAUGUAAAUUACCAUCAGGUUGACAGAGUAUAUGAUUGCAAUGAAGAUGAAAAUAUUUAACAUGUAUCAGUACACCUUGUAGAGCUCAGAGAAUUGAUAUUCAGUUUCACUUAUAAAUAAUGUAUGAUGAACUAGUAGCGUUUUACUGUAUCUCUGGUCAUCUGUUAAUUUUGAACAGAGAUGAAUCGUUAUGGACGAACACUCAUUCCACGUGAGCAGCCUGCAAACAAUGUAGGAAGAUAAAUGAGAACACUCAUGUUGCGUUCAAAGGCAAUGCUUGAAGGACACACUUCAAUUUUUCAAACUGCAUAGCUCUUCAAACAUAAUUUAUCCUCAUAUGACAUGUAAAAGGGUCAUCUUAAGAAAUGACGGUUUACCUUAAUUGAGCUGUCCAAGUGGUUGAUCCGGUGCUACUAUAAGUGGAGAAAAAGAAGAGUUCUGAAUAGAUUAUGGCAUUUUUUUGUGUAAUUACAGUUCCAGUGUGCUUCAUCAGAUCUGUUUAACUGAAAUUGUGUAAUUCUCAUCUCUGUCCUUUUUUCCUAAUGGGACAAGACUAAUGGUUGUCAGGUUAUAUCUUCCUAAAAUGUUGUCAAGGCAUGUUUGUAAUGAAUGGUUUCAUGUGAAGUUGUUAGUAUUCUUUUAUUGCAAAGCAGGCAGAAUAAGUAUUUUUAAUCAGUGAUCUAAUGUGCUUUACGUGUUAUAUCAAUGUUGCCUAAAUGUGAAAUUCUGUGA
This is a messenger RNA of Osmerus eperlanus (European smelt), 2301 nucleotides long. RefSeq names its product relaxin-3 receptor 1-like. The coding region runs from base 332 to 1576 and encodes 414 amino acids. Gene Ontology annotation, cellular component: membrane; external side of plasma membrane. The record is from RefSeq and is a predicted model, not a curated record. Gene Ontology annotation, molecular function: C-C chemokine binding; C-C chemokine receptor activity. Gene Ontology annotation, biological process: G protein-coupled receptor signaling pathway; calcium-mediated signaling; positive regulation of cytosolic calcium ion concentration. NCBI's taxonomy places the organism in Eukaryota, Metazoa, Chordata, Actinopteri, Osmeriformes, Osmeridae. The transcript has 3 exons.